AGCGGCGGAACAGGGAGGCGUGGAGGAGCGAGAGGGCGGAGGCGAAAGGGUUAAGAACGGGAGGAAGCAGUUAAGAGGAAAAAGAUAAGGUCAAAGAAAAGGGGAGCACAGGACAAAAGGAAGGAAUGGAAUUCAGAGCGAAGGUGACGGUAGAGAGAGAGAUGCUGGAGAAAAUGAUAAGGGAUCAAGCAAAGGAAACACUGAGAGCACUAAAAGAGGAAGUAAAGGACCAGAGAGAGGAGAUAGAGAACCUGAAAAGAAAAAUACGUAGGCUAGAAAUGGGCGCGGGUAAAAGGAAGAGGGACGAAAGCGCAGAGAACAGGGGCAGGCAAGAAGAAAUGAAAUGGUGGUCCGACGACGAUGAGAGGAAUGAAGAUGAGAGAAGGAGAAAAAACAUAAUAAUAAGGGUAGAGAGGAACAGAUGGAUGGGAAAGGGAACGAACUGGGAGAAAGUGAGGCAACUGCUCUCGGAGGAACUGAAGUUAAGAGUAGAAAUGAAGGAAGUGAGCGUAAUAGGGCUGAGAGGAGAAUGGCUCACGAUGCUGGUGAGGCUGGGAAGUGAAGAGGAGAAAUGGAGAGUAUUAGAGGCAAGGAGGAGGGCAGGGAGUAGACUAAAGGUCAAAAUGGAUGAAGACAAAUCUGUGGAAAGAAGAAUUAGAGAGGGAGAAGAGAAGAAGAGGAGAAAGGAGAGGAGGGGAGAAGAUGAUGGAAGAACAAAAGAAUCAGAAGAGGAUGAGAUAGCAAGCGAGCUAGAGAAGAGCCUACUAAUGGAGACGGAAGAGGAAAAAGAAAAAACAAAGGCUGAGUAAGAAGGAAGAGGAGAUCAGGGGAAUACGGGAGCGGGUAGCGGGGGGCCGAGGAGCGAAGAGCCGCCCGGUAGAGGAGGCGCGGUCACCAUGGCCCGGGCAUAGGCGAAAGCGUGCUGUGGCGGCGACGGCGAUAAGAAGAAUGCACUCUUCUGGUAUACCGGUUUACACCAGGCAAUGCUGGAUCUCAUGAACAAGUACGAUCCAAAGGCAACACGUUCUCAAUGGUGCGAGAGAGAUAAGAUUUUAUCAUGCUCACUCUUCUCGGAGUUGUGAGAUAUAUCACCGACGU
Messenger RNA from Temnothorax curvispinosus, 1098 nucleotides. RefSeq names its product vicilin-like seed storage protein At2g18540. The transcript has 2 exons. Lineage: Eukaryota; Metazoa; Arthropoda; Insecta; Hymenoptera; Formicidae. The record is from RefSeq and is a predicted model, not a curated record. The coding region runs from base 126 to 809 and encodes 227 amino acids.